AUGUUAGAAUUUGUCCCGUUUUUGGUAAUUUUUUUGUUUGCCCCCACACACCAGCAAUCUCUCCUCGAUGGCCUCAUUAACUUCAUCGAAGAAGGCGGCGCCCAAACCACUAACGAACCCCUGGACACCCCUGUUUUACUCCCAUCGUACGAUUUUAUCAUAGUGGGCGCUGGAACGGCGGGGUGUGUUUUAGCCAAUCGUUUGAGUGAAAACCCGUCAUGGAGUGUACUUUUGUUAGAAGCAGGCCGUCCCGAAAACUACCUCAUGGAUCUUCCAGUGCUGGCAAACUAUAUCCAGUUCACUGAUGCCAACUGGCGGUACAAAACGGAACCAAGUGAUAAGUUUUGCUUAGGAAUGGUGAACCGGCAAUGUAAUUGGCCCAGGGGUAAGGUCGUGGGCGGGUCAAGUGUCUUAAACUACAUGAUUUACACUCGCGGGAAUUGGAGGGAUUAUGACAAGUGGGCGGAGUUAGGGAACGAGGGGUGGGGUUUCAAAGAUAUAUUACCAUACUUUAAAAAAAUUGAGAAUUUUAUGGUACCUGGACCAUACAAUGCCUCGUACCAUAACCAUGAUGGGUAUUUGGCUAUAAGCUACUCGCCGUAUAAAACAAAAAUUGCUGAUGCUGUUCUCGAGUCGGCCCAAAUCCUGGGAUUAAAACAAGUUGACUACAAUGGACCAACCCAAGUGGGAGUGUCAAGGUUUCAAGUGACCUUGAGGGAUGGGAUUAGGGAGAGCUCAAGUCGGGCUUAUCUCCACCCAAUCAGAAAUCGAGCUAAUUUUCACAUGAAAAAAUACUCGACUGUGACCAAAAUCCUCAUUGACCCAAUCACGAAAAAAGUCCAAGGAGUUGAAGUUGACACCAAUGGAAAAAUAUACAAAAUUGGAGUUUCUAAAGAAGUUUUAGUGGCUGGAGGAGCAGUCAAUUCCCCACAACUCCUCAUGUUGUCAGGGAUUGGUCCCAGGAAGCAUUUAACCCAAAUGGGAAUCCCGGUUUUAUCAAAUUUGAAAGUUGGGUACAACCUUUUGGACCACGUGGCUUUGGGUGGGUUAACCUUUCGGAUAGAUGAACCUUAUUCUCUUAAAACAGAAAGGGUACUGUCGAAAGAGAGUUUGAACCAGUUUUGGAACCACCAUCAAGGCCCAAUUACGGCCCCAGGUGGGUGCGAAGUGGUGGUUUUCCAUGAUUUGAAAGACCCAACAAACCCAGAUGGGUACCCGGACAUCGAAUUAGUCUUCCUGGGUGCCUCCUUGAGCCUUGAUCCUCUCCUCCAGAAGAAUUUAGGGAUUUCGGAUUAUGUCUACAACACUGUGUACACACCCAUCGAACCAUUUGACUCCUUUAUGGUAUUCCCCAUGAUUCUCAGACCCAAAAGUCGGGGCCGAAUCACUUUAAGAGACAACAACUACAAAUCGAAACCUCGAAUUUUCCCCAACUAUUUCCACUAUAAGGAGGAUCUGGAUACCAUAAUUGGUGGUGUCCGUCUAACUUUGAAUAUAACCGCCCAGGAACCCAUGAGGAAAAUUGGUACAAAACUCCACGAUAUCCCAAUCCCACAAUGCUCACAUCUGGAGUUUGCCUCCGAUGAGUACUUUGAGUGCAUGGCAAGACACCUCACUUUUACCAUUUACCACCAUUGUGGGACAUGUAAGAUGGGUCCGAGGAGUGACAAGUCGGCUGUGGUUGACCCUAGAUUGAAGGUUUAUGGGAUUGAGGGUUUGAGGGUCAUUGAUGCGUCGGUCAUGCCCGAAGUACCAGCGGCACAUACCAAUGCACCCAUUUUCAUGAUUGCGGAAAAAGGGGCCGAUAUGAUUAAAGAAGAGUGGGUUGGCAAUAUUGGAGAGCGCUGA
Tribolium madens (black flour beetle) is the source of this 1848-nucleotide messenger RNA. Its product is annotated as glucose dehydrogenase [FAD, quinone]-like. The transcript has 2 exons. The coding region runs from base 1 to 1848 and encodes 615 amino acids. The record is from RefSeq and is a predicted model, not a curated record. NCBI's taxonomy places the organism in Eukaryota, Metazoa, Arthropoda, Insecta, Coleoptera, Tenebrionidae. Gene Ontology annotation, molecular function: oxidoreductase activity, acting on CH-OH group of donors; flavin adenine dinucleotide binding.